GGGCACUGGCGUCCACCACGGCAUGCAAUACGCGCCUGCCAUACGUCCCACCGCCUCUCCCAUCACAGUCACACGCUCUUUUCGUCUUCAUUGUUACACUCGCGCAUUCACAUCCUUCAAAAUAGGACGCAAACAUAAAGCGCACCGCCAACAGGCGCAGCAGAACAAGCCGUGGCGCAACGCUGAAAAAGGUCGAAAGGGCAAAGGCAAAAGAGGCAGGAUGGGACAGGACGAGUCACGGGUUGUAGACCCAAGUGCGCCACCUCAGACGUUAUCGGCGCGCACUUUGGAGGCUCUUGCGCAAUACAUCAAGGAUGGGCGCGCGCAGAAGAUUGUCGUCAUGACAGGUGCGGGCAUAAGUACUUCCGCCGGCAUACCAGACUUCAGAUCACCAGAAACCGGUCUAUACGCCAAUCUCGCUCGCCUGAAUCUGCCGUACCCCGAAGCCGUCUUCGACAUCGAUUUCUUCCGCAAGACCCCCGAGCCGUUCUACUCUCUCGCUCAAGAACUAUACCCCGGGAAGUUCAGGCCGACGAUAACACAUUCCUUCAUAAGCUUGCUUUACCAGAAAGGGCUGCUACUGAAGUUGUUCACACAGAACAUCGACUGCCUGGAGCGUGAGGCUGGAGUCCCCGGCGACAAGAUAAUAGAGGCUCAUGGCAGUUUUGCGACGCAAUGUUGCAUCGACUGCAAGAAGUCAUACCCAAAGGAGCGCAUGAACGAAGCCAUCCAGAACAAAUCGGUGCCACGCUGCGUCGACUCGUCAUGUAACGGACUCGUCAAGCCCGAGAUCGUCUUCUUCGGAGAACAAUUACCAUCCGCGUUCUUCGACAAUCGAAGCCUUCCCGCCCAAGCCGACCUGUGCAUAGUCAUGGGAACGUCGCUCAGCGUAGCUCCUUUCUCUUCGCUACCGCAGCUCUGCGAAGACGAGACCCCGCGCCUACUCAUAAACUCAGAGAGGGUUGGAGAUAUGGGAACACGGCGAGACGAUGUUCUGCUGCUGGAGGAUUGCGAUAGUGGUGUGAGAAAGCUGGCAGAGGCAUGCGGGUGGACGGACGAGCUGGAAGCGCUCUGGGCAACAACCGCGCCUAUUGAGGAACCCGCAGCGCCCAAGGAAGAAGUCAAGAAGAGCCACGACGAGUUGCUGGAAGAUGAGGUCGAUAAGCUCACACGAGAAGUGGAGGAGAAUCUGAGGCUGAACCAAGCGGAACACAAAUGGCUCGAAAACCACGUCGAUAACAAACUGGCAAGGAAACAGGAUGAUGAUCAGGACGGAGAUCAUCCCGCGACAGAAUUGCAACCAACAGUCGAUGCGGCGUCAAGGGCAAGUCCUAGCGAGACGAAAACGGACCCAGGUGGUGGACUAGGACAUGUGUUUCCGCACAUGAACAAGUCUUCGUUAUAGACAUCUCGCAAGACGCAUGGAUACAUUGGGUAUAGAUACACGAUCUUACGAUCAUGAAUGAUGAUAGCGUACUAUGCGAGUCAACAAGGCGACCCGUUAUGGAA
Molecule: messenger RNA, 1509 nt
Organism: Alternaria rosae
Lineage: Eukaryota; Fungi; Ascomycota; Dothideomycetes; Pleosporales; Pleosporaceae
Product: DHS-like NAD/FAD-binding domain-containing protein
Exons: 3
Coding region: 23-1405 (460 amino acids)
Molecular function (GO): NAD+ binding
Source: RefSeq, a predicted model, not a curated record